This is a messenger RNA of Daldinia vernicosa, 848 nucleotides long. RefSeq lists its product as uncharacterized. NCBI's taxonomy places the organism in Eukaryota, Fungi, Ascomycota, Sordariomycetes, Xylariales, Hypoxylaceae. The transcript has a single exon. The record is from RefSeq and is a predicted model, not a curated record. The coding region runs from base 128 to 676 and encodes 182 amino acids.
AAUGCGGUGGUCGAGUUUAUAAAGUCAACUUAAAUAAUAACUUACAAUGUCGGAUAAUUUUAAAGCUUUUUAACCUAAAGUAUUAUAUCAUUACACGAACAAAAACAAAGCAGGUUAUGAUGGCAUCAUGUCGUCGAAAAGCAUCUUUCCAUCUACCGCUGAAGGCAUGAAACACACACAUUAUGGCAAAGGUGUAUAUUUUACCACAAUCUGGCCCUCCGAGAUUGGAUUAUCUGGUGACGGGGGAUACGAGUCUACUCGUCGUAUAUUUAACGACGUAACCGCCCACUCUAUAGAGCGGAUGCAGUACUAUAUCGGAGUCAGCAUAGAUGAGAGUUGGGAGCUUUUAAUAGCUCGUGACCCAACAAACUUUUUCGAAAUCCACGAUAUCUGGGUCGUGGAAGAUAUGGGCGCUCCGUUAAAUAUUCAAGCGCAAAUUAUCGAGCAUGGAACAACUGUGAUACAUGGGGCAGUUGCACAGUUAGAAGAUCAAACUACGGCGACUCGAGACUACGCCUACCGAUUGAACAGGCAGCAGAAUGUACCUGUCCAACAGGAGCAACUUUGGAAACGGCCAAAGCCUAGUGAAUAUAUCUUCGUGGGAGGACACACGGUUAGGAGACCCCAUGGGAAUGAGGAUGACUUUCUACACCUAGAAGGGUACACUCCGAACUAGAGAUUCAAUAUGGCUUCUAGAGUGAAGUACAUAACUAGAGUCACGAUCGAUUACGGAUUUCAAUUUAGUAGCUAUAAUUUCCAUAACGUAAUUUCCAAGAUAUGCUUAUAGAUGGGGACUUCCGUAUCAACGUCGGUCAUAUCCCCUCAAUUUGUCGGCCGCUUCCGUCAAU